AUGUCGAUCCAAGUUUCAGCAGUUCCUGAAGCCUUAACCCAAAGUAAAAACCGUCCUUCGGCAGAUUUUCAUCCCAGCAUCUGGGGUGAUUAUUUCCUCUCUCUCUCGGUGCAAAAGGAGCACAUCGAAAAAAUGAAGCAACAAGUCGAAGAAUUGAAGGAAGAAGUUAAAGGGUUGAUAAUGAAAUGUUCUCACAAAAAACCUUUGCAAAAGUUGGAGUUGAUUGAUGCAAUCCAACGUUUAGGUGUGUCGUACCAUUUUGAGAGGGAGAUUAACGAAGCAUUAGAAAAGAUCUAUAACUCUUAUGGAUUUCUUGUUGAAGAGGAUGAUGACCUUUACACUAUUUCACUUUGGUUUCGUUUGCUUAGGCAACAUGGUUAUUAUAUUUCAUGCGAUGUAUUUAACAAGUUCAAGUACGGAGAUGGUGAGUUUAAGGCAUCCUUAACUGCUGAUGUUCCUGCCAUGCUAAGUCUAUAUGAGGCAGCACACCUUUGCAUGCAUGGGGAAGAAAUUCUUGAUGGAGCCCUAGUUUUCACCACCACUCAUCUUCAGUCAGAGCUAAGUAAUAUGAACCCCGACCUCGCCGCAAGUGUCAUCUUCGCCCUUAACCGGUCCAUCCGUAAAAACAUACCGAGGUCAGAGACAAGACAUUACAUCUCUUUCUACCCUAAAGAAAAGUCCCACAACAAAACUUUGUUAAAGUUGGCACAGUUGGAUUUUAAUGUUUUACAAGCAUUGCAUCAAAAGGAAGUAGCUAACCUAUCAAGUAGGUGGUGGAAAAACUUGGACUUUCGAAGGAAGUUGCCUUAUGCAAGAGACAGACUAGUAGAAUUAUACUCUUGGAUUUAUGCAAUGUUUUUUGAACCCAAAUAUUCCCUUGCAAGAGUGUUAGUUACCAAAGUAGUAGCCAUGGCAUCCAUCAUAGAUGAUACCUUUGAUGCUUAUGGAACAUAUGAAGAAAUCAAACUCUUCACGGAAUCAAUCAUAAGGUGGGAUAUUAGUGCCAAAGAUGUUCUUCCAGAUUACAUGAAAUUGAUAUAUCAGGAAAUUGUGGAUAAUUAUAGUCAAUUUGACGAGCAUACUAACAAGGAAGGAAGAUCUUAUGGUUCAGCUUAUGCAAAACAAGCAAUGAAAGAAUUAGUCCAAGCCUAUUUUGCUGAAGUUGGUUGGUUUCAUAGUAAGUGCACUCCAGGGGUGGAGGAAUACAUAUCCAAUGGGGAAGUAAGUGCUACUUAUUAUGCUCUCAUAACGGCCUCGUUUCUAUUCAUGGGUGAGGAGAUUGCAACUGAAGAAGCUUUCAUUUGGGCCUCUAAUAAACCAAAAAUCAUUAAAGCUGCUUCACUUAUUGGUAGACUAAUGAACGACAUUACCUCCCAUAAGUUCGAGCGAAAGAGAGAACAUUGUGCAUCGGCAGUUGAAUGUUGCAUGGAGCAACAUGGAGUUGAAGCAGAAGAAGCAUAUAAAAUGUUGCACCAAGAAAUUGAAAAUGCUUGGAAAGAUAUAAACCAGGAAUUAAUGAAGCCAACUGCUGUAGCAACCCCUGUUCUUGACUGCGUUUUGAAUCUUGCACGCAUGUCAGAUGUUUCGUACAAGGACGGUGACAGCUAUACCAAUCCUCAUUUGAUCAAAGACACCAUUUCUUUGCUGCUUGUCGAUCCUAUAACAACGUUUUUAGCAGUCUAUAUCUUCACUGAUACACAAAACGAUGAGGAUUAUUGCACUGCUGGUUCAAAGGCUGAACAAAAGAAGGCAGAGAAGAUAGCUUUUGAUGUGAAUUUGGAGAAGUUUGACACUGCUGCAAAAAUCAAGGUGAUUAAAGAAGGGCCUUUACCAAUCUAG
This is a messenger RNA of Ziziphus jujuba (common jujube), 1839 nucleotides long. Its product is annotated as alpha-copaene synthase-like. The transcript has 8 exons. Gene Ontology annotation, biological process: diterpenoid biosynthetic process. Bases 1 to 1839 code for a protein of 612 amino acids. The record is from RefSeq and is a predicted model, not a curated record. Gene Ontology annotation, molecular function: magnesium ion binding; terpene synthase activity. Lineage: Eukaryota; Viridiplantae; Streptophyta; Magnoliopsida; Rosales; Rhamnaceae.